Messenger RNA from Cicer arietinum (chickpea), 1997 nucleotides. RefSeq lists its product as uncharacterized. Gene Ontology annotation, molecular function: protein binding. The record is from RefSeq and is a predicted model, not a curated record. Gene Ontology annotation, cellular component: membrane. NCBI's taxonomy places the organism in Eukaryota, Viridiplantae, Streptophyta, Magnoliopsida, Fabales, Fabaceae.
UACUUAUAGUAUGUAUAUAUACAAACCUCUGGAUCAAAUAAAAAAACAAAUCGAUCAGCAUCACUAUUUUGCGAUUUUAUAGAUAAGAAACAUCCAAGAUAGUUGUAAUUAUGUCAAGCUCUGAUUCAAUUGCCUUAUCAGUUGUAGGAGACGUGUACACGACCACAGGAGCAUAUAAAAGAAGCAUUUGUAUGGCAGCUGCAUCAGGGAAUUGGGCUGUUGCUUCAUCAUUCGAUAAAACUCAUCCUAAUUGGACAUAUGCUUCCUUGAAUGCAAAGGGUGACACAGCACUCCACAUUGCAGUGGCAUUGGGAAACACUAGAUUUGUGGAAAAGUUAGUAAAACGUACUACAAACAUAGAACAUUUGGAAAUUCUCAACACAGAUGGAAAUACUGCCUUUUGUAUAGCUGCCAUUUCAGGGAAUAUAAAAAUUGCUAAAAUUUUAUUUGGCAAGAACCCAGUAUUGUUGAGGAUUAGAGGCCAAGAUGAGAUGUUGCCAAUUCAGUUGGCAUCCUUAGUUGGACAACUUCAUAUGGUUAAAUUUUUGUUUGAUAAAACUGGAGAAGAGCUGCUCAUUAAUCUACCCUUUGAAGAUAAAGUCAAGCUGUUUUUCUUGACCUUUACAUGCAACAUUUAUACAAGGGCAUUGGGUUUGUUGAAAGAAUAUCCUAGACUCGCCACUUCAAAAAAUGAAAAGGGAUUAACUGCCUUGGAAGCGCUUGCCGAAUCAACCUUCAAUAAGCAUGCAACUGGAUACCGAGAUUUUUUAAGAUUGUUUUUUAAUGCUUUGGAAGAGGAAGACACCCAGGUCCUACAAUCUGAAAAAGCUAAAGAAGCAAUGUUCAGCGCAGCAAAAUCAGGAAACUUUAUGGUUUUAGACUAUCUUUUUAACUAUAACCCCAAUUUGUUUUUGGAAGUCAAUUCUCAAGGAGAAAACUUGCUUCAAAUUGCAAUUUCAAAUAGACAAACAAGUGUAUUUCGUCUAAUAUUCCACAAGGGUGCAUACAGAAACAUUUUAGCGCUACAUGUUGAUAGUAAAGGAAACAAUAUUCUACACUUGGCUGGAAAGUUAGCAGCUGAAGGAAGAUUUGGAUCACCAAUUAAUCAAUUUAUUAUUCAUAGUGAAGAACUAUGGUUUCAGGAAGUGGAGAAGAUAGUUCCUCCUAUAUACAAAACCAUGAAGAAUGAAGAAUCUAUGACACCAAAAGAUGUAUUUUAUAAGGAACACCUAGAACUGUCUGAAAAAGCUAUAAUUGAAGUAAAUGGAAUUGCAAAUAACUAUUUAUUUGUUGAAGCUCUUAUGAUCACGCUGGAGAUGAGUGCAUUUCUCACAAUUCGUACAAACGAUACUAGUGGAAAACAUCCCCUUUUUAAGGAAAAGAUAUGGUACAUGAUAUUUCUUCUAUCAGUUGAAAUUGGAGUGAGUUUAUGUGCAGUAUCUAUGAACUGCUUCACAUCAGUUAUAGUACCUUCAAGCUGGAGUCCAAGCACAAAUUAUAUCAACUCCAGGCUAGCAAGAAUGACAUUUGGGGUUCUUUUUGCUCUUGCAGGUUUUGCAACCUUUGGUAUUUUUGGUAGCAUAUCUGGUGUUAUUUUGAUCUACAGCUUCGUUCCCAACUGGGUCAUUUGUGUUAGUGUUGCAUGGUGCGGCUUUACAUUUGCCAUGUUUUAUGUAUUUCUUUAUCGUACUUUGUACGUCUCUGCGCGCUUGACACUGGCCCUUUGUCGGCAAUAUGGAGCCACGGUAUUGGCAAAAUUAGGGUAUGAAAUUAGUUGGGAGCCUUUUUUCUUGGAUUAGUCAAUUAGAUGAUGGUCUGGGAGGACGUGAUCUAAAAUAAUCUUUUUCCCUAAGAGUGAUAUAUAUGUAAAAUAACUAUCUCAAUAUAAUCUUGAAUAAAAUAUAGUUUUCUUUCCUAUGAGUGAAACUUGUGUUGUUCAAGGUUGAACUGUUACGAACCAGUGAUUAUUAAAUAUAUGAUAUCCCUAUUAAGUAUUA